GCUGGGAGGGUCUUCCUGGAGGCGGACGAGCAGGCAGGAAGGGGGUGGCUGGAAAUGUUUCAGCUAGAGAGUUAAGCAGACAGUCUUUUCCUCCACUGUCGUGGAAAGAAAAACCCUGUCUAGGCAUGGGCCUGAGCACACAGCACUGAGAAGGGAAUGAAAACUAUACACAUGGUGAUUAUCUUUAGACAGAAAGUAAUUAGAAGAAGUCGGACUACCGACACAGACUCUGUGGUGGAUGUUAGAGAGACUGAGGAGCUCCAGCACUGCAUGAGAUCACCAACAGAAAGUGCCUUUCAGACAACAUCUCCAACUUGAACCWGCUCUGGUCCAUAUGUGCAUGGAAAGCCAACGCUCCCUUUAAGGCCAGGUCUGAGCUGUGACAGAGGAUACCUCAGCUGCAAAUCUUCAGUAGCCUCCAAUUCAAUUCUGAACGACUCCAGUGGCUAAGAAAUCCAAGAGGAAAGCAUUAUUGUGGAGAGGAGAACUGUCAAAGCACAAAGAGCUGACAAAUUAGAAGUUGGCAAAGUCAAUACCAAGCACAUCUUCGUUAAUAUUCUAUCAAAGAGCUCCAUUGCCUCGAAAUACUAUAUUGARAGUGUUCUUGUCAGUGGAGGAGGAGAGACACUUGGGGGUGUCACAGAGCAAGCCCCUCAACCUUUUCAGAGGUCUGCCAUAGGUGCAAACUGAUUGAUGAGUGAUUGAUCGUUAAUCGAUUAGCCUUCCUCCCGGCUUAUGCUGCGAGGGCCUGUCUAGUUGCUACAUAUGAUUUGAGAACUUUUAAAACACAAAUCAAACAGAGCCAAAAGUUGUGAACUUUUUUACGUGAGGCCAUUUUUGAGUUAGAGUCAACCGAUAUAUUGAACUUGCAGCGUUCAAUUGGAACCUCUUAAUAUGGCUCUGAAUAUAUCUUCGAUAAGAGACACAAAAUGGCUGACGUUGGAAGUUUGUCGGCAGUUUCAGAGAGGAACUUGCUCACGGAGUGAUGAGGAAUGCAAAUUUGCACACCCACCAAAGAGCUGCCAGGUUGAAAACGGAAGAGUUAUUGCCUGCUUUGACUCGCUAAAGGGUCGAUGUUCAAGAGAAAACUGUAAGUACCUUCAUCCACCUUCGCAUUUAAAAACCCAGCUAGAGAUUAACGGACGCAACAACCUCAUCCAGCAGAAGACGGCAGCAGCCAUGCUAGCCCAGCAGAUGCACUUCAUGAUCCCAGGCACGAGCAUGCAGCCUGUAGUAAGUUACUCAUAUUCAGUACCUACGUUCAAUAUGAACCAGGGGCUUGGUACAAGCCCUGGUCUCAGCUACUCUCCAUAUCUUACUCCCAUGACCUCUAUGAGCCACGGGAUGAGCCUGAUGCCCACCGAGAUGCUCCCCAGUACCCCAGUGAUGGUCCCUGGAAGCCCCGGUGUCACAGUCCAGAGCUCCAACUCGUCCUCCUCUUCCCCCUCACAGAAGCUGCUGCGCACCGACAAACUGGAGGUGUGUCGCGAGUUCCAGCGGGGGAACUGUGCGCGAGGCGAGACUGACUGCCGCUUCGCCCACCCCAGCGACAGCCCCAUGAUCGACACCAGCGACAACACAGUCACCGUCUGCAUGGACUACAUCAAGUCGCGCUGCUCCAGGGAGAAGUGCAAGUACUUCCACCCCCCUGCUCACUUACAGGCCAAAAUCAAAGCCUCUCAACACCAGGUCAACCAAUCGGCCGUGGCAGCCCAGGCAGCAGCUGCAGCCAUGACUCAGUCGACUGCCAAAGCAAUGAAGCGACCCCUCGAGGCAACUGUAGACCUGGCGUUCCCCCAUGGCUGCCUGCAGCCCCUACCAAAGAGACAAGCACUGGAGAAGAGCAACGGGGCCAGCUCCUUCUUCAACCCCAGUAUGUUGCACUACCAGCAGGCUCUGGCCAAUGCACAGCUCCAGCAGACGUCUGCGUUCUAUCCCGCAGGCAGAUAUAUCAGUGCUUCCAGAUUACAUCAUCCAGGGUCAGUGUUUUGCAUGUCUCCUGCUACCGGCAUUGAUCAUCCUAAAGUAACCUACAAGAAAGGAACAGAGUGUCAAGACGCUCCCCUUAGAGGCCCUAAACAGCCCUUCUGUAAAUACUACUUUUGCUCCACACGAGAACUACAGCAACCUGCAUGCUGAGAAGAAGAUUACUGAGGAAAUGUAGAACAUUGAGCUAUGUUAAAAUAUACAAAUUAUAUACCUGUAUUGCUAGGACUAAUCUCGUUACUGAUAUGUAAAUGACUGAUUUAUUAUAUGUAUACACACAUGAUUGGAGAUUGUGAAGAUUUAAUCGUAAAGGUAUUCAACGAUGACUUUUAUUUCCUUUUUAAUGUUUUGUUAAAAGUGCACAACACUCAUCUAAUUCAAAAUGUAAUUUUUUUAGCAGAAAAUGAUUGUGCAUCUAAGUGCUUGAUUGCUUUUAUUUAAAACACAGACCAUUGGAAAGCACUCUUGUUUAUACACCGUAUACAAAUUACAUUUGGCUUGUGAGUGUCCUUCUUGCUCUUGUAAAGGACGAAUGUGACAGAGGAUAGCAUGUUGUUGUUUACCUUGUGGUUAUUCUCUGAGUACAGGAUCACUGCUCCCCCUCCUGGUGUGCCUUGGCCUCUCUACGGAGGAAUAACCAAUUGAGUGAGCCUCAGCAAACCCAAUGAUAAUUGCAGAAAAUGAAUUAAUGUACCUUAUGGCAGUGAUAUAAUCAGCCACUAAUUCCAGAAAUGAUAAAGGAAUCUAGCUACCACGGUUUCCAAGUUUCUGUCUGCGCUGAACUGUUUGCGCUAUGUCUCUUCGGUCAAGGUUUUAGUUGAGCCUUGUCUUGGCAUCCAUCAAAUAAACACCAUAUACCAGAUGUUGUGCCAAUGACCUAGCAGAGUGAUGGGUGGGCUGAAAAUAAGCCACUUUAGAGGAACUGAAAGGCUGAGUGAGUGUCUGCCGAGCUGUCACAGACAUGUGACGGGUUAGGUGGUCAGAGUGCAGAGGCCACAGACAUUAAAGAGGGAGCAGAAUGAUAAGACUUCAAAAGGAAAGACAUGUGGUGAUCCUUUGUUAAAAAGGAUGAMGUACACGUGCAAGGAAACCUUGCGGUGACUCGAGGUCACUUAAUAAUCCUGUCUUAUUUGAACUGUAGAAGUGCCUAAAGUAAUGUACAUAACAAGCAUCUUGAAAAGGCUCUGUGUGAGAAAUAUUCAACUUUGAGUAGAAAACCCCUCAGUUUCGCAACGUACUCCAUGGCCUCACAAUAAAUACAAUGAACAACUGUUUGUGUGAGGUGAA
Salvelinus sp. IW2-2015 is the source of this 3273-nucleotide messenger RNA. Its product is annotated as muscleblind-like protein 2a. Gene Ontology annotation, cellular component: nucleus. The record is from RefSeq and is a predicted model, not a curated record. Lineage: Eukaryota; Metazoa; Chordata; Actinopteri; Salmoniformes; Salmonidae. Gene Ontology annotation, molecular function: RNA binding; metal ion binding. Gene Ontology annotation, biological process: regulation of RNA splicing.